AUGCAGCUUCGCGCGCUCGCGUGGGGCAGCCCGCGUGCACCCGCGGUGCUGCCCGUCUUCCAGAAGGUCAACGGCCACCUGACGGACCCUGCAACCGGACACCGCCUGCGCGGACGCGGCGCCGGCGCCGGCCGCGGCCGCAAGGGCCCUGUCAGCCGCGUAUCCUUCGGCACCUUUUUGCUCGUGGCCGUGAUCGGCUGGCGGGCCUUCCGGAUCCUGGGGCACGCCUGGUUUGGCGGGAAGAAGCAGCAGCGGGGGCAGGGAGAGGGAGAGGAGGGCGCGCUGGUCGAGUGGGCGUCGGACGCUGACGAGGACGAGGAGGAGCAGCAGCUGCCGCCCCUGGCUCCGACCUGGCGCGUCAGCCCAGAGCUCUGCCCACAAAGGCGUCGCCGCGCGCUCAUCCUGAAUGCCGCGUUAAUGGCGCGUUAA
Messenger RNA from Monoraphidium neglectum, 429 nucleotides. RefSeq lists its product as hypothetical. The record is from RefSeq and is a predicted model, not a curated record. The coding region runs from base 1 to 429 and encodes 142 amino acids. NCBI's taxonomy places the organism in Eukaryota, Viridiplantae, Chlorophyta, Chlorophyceae, Sphaeropleales, Selenastraceae. The transcript has 3 exons.